AUAGAUACGAAUACUAUCUCAUCAAGUCUUCUCGUUCGCAAGGUGUACCAGUUGUUAGCCCAGAACCUGGUCCUCAUCUUACGACAACCAAAGAACGUAUUUUUGGAUAAGCCCGAGGAUGAGAAUUCCGAGCAACCGUUUUCUCCACCAGUAUACGCUCUCACGUGGAGCGCAAAGUGCAGUGCGCAAUACAUUGUUGGUGUGAAUGCAGCGGGUGGUGCCGUAAUCUGGGAUCUGCAACGUUCUAUUGAUACUCCACAGGUUCUUUUGGACUCUACAUGGUCAUCACCAGUUACAGCAGCAUCGUUUAUAGGACCUUAUGAAGUUGCACUGGCUUUUCGAGAACGUCUAGUUCGUGUCUACGAUGUCCGCUCGUAUGAGUGUUCAUUGGAGGAAAACGCCGUGCGAACAGCAGGCUCUCGCGUGACUUCUCAGCCGCGACUAUUCUCUGGCUUCUUUGCCUUUCAAUCAGAAUAUUUUGCCACCGGUGAUAUACCGACCAACGGUGUUAGCUUCAUUUGUACGGAAACAAAGUCGGGUGGAUAUUUCGUGGUUCCACUUGGCAACAGACAUGGACUGAUGACGUGGGAUGUUGCAGCGAGUUCAGUAAAUGCAACUGUUGCGAGUUGCGGAGUGGACGGAAGGUUAGCUCUGUACACGAUCCUGGAGGAGACGUUGCAGCAUUUAUGGCUUGACAUAUCCUUGAAUUCUGAUCCGCAAGCAUCUCGAACUCGCCUGGAAUAUUCCGCAUUGGAUCUCCGUAUUGAGUCGUUGAACUGUGUGGCGACGAAUCACGCAGCAAGGUUAGGAUUCGUUAUAAUGAUUUAUCUCCUGUUCGUUCUGCCAUUUGUUUUCACCGGAGGGCAGGCGGGAUUGAUGUUCAUCCGGCCGUGCGUCAUGGACACGGAAGUA
Ostertagia ostertagi is the source of this 912-nucleotide messenger RNA. NCBI's taxonomy places the organism in Eukaryota, Metazoa, Nematoda, Chromadorea, Rhabditida, Trichostrongylidae. The record is from the annotation of a GenBank genome assembly.